AUGGCCAGAGAAAGCAACGCACCGGCAGAUCCCCUCACUCCGAACAAGAGGGGCGAACAACCUCGGGCUUCCGCCACACAACACCCAGAGUUUGGCAAACCUUCGCCGAUCGGCCCCUCUCAGUACCGUUCCAAUCAGCCAAACCAGUCCAAGAAUCAGUCAAACCACCUCUUCAACAUUCCAAAAGCAAAUGGGUCACGGCCAGAGCAUCACCGCCCCGCCCAGCAGUCGCAGCCGCAGCCACAGUCGCAGCCACAGUCGCAGUCGCAGUCGCAGUCGCAGUCGCAGUCGCAGUCGCAGUACCGUGGACAGCAUCAUGGAGCUCCUCAGAGCUAUCACCCCCACCCAGCACCUACCGAUACUGCAUCGGCUGCAGCAAAGCGUGGCCCUUUUAAUCCCUUCCAGCCCGUGCGACCGUCAGCCUACAACGACCAUCGAUCGGGAUACCCAUCGGGAUAUCCCCCCGGCGCGACUCCAAUCAAACGCCCCGAAAAUGUGACCUGGACAACUCCUCGUGCCCCAAGACCGAUCUUCACGUCGAAGCCUUCGGCACCAAAAGCUUCGAACGCGUCAAAGAAUCUCCAAGCAUUCAUUGAUCUGACUAAAGAUGAGAGCCAAUCUAGCAACAAUGCGCCGAGCUUCAGCAGUAGUAAUGCUCCUGGCUUUGGUUCUAUGGAUAUAUAUGGUUAUGUUGAUUCGGAGAAAGCAAACGAGAAUAUCAAAGCUCUGCUCGAAGGCGCUUUUGAAGAUGAGGAAGAUAAGCCAUCAAAACCAAAGACCAAGGGCAAGGGCAAAGGCAAAGGCAAAGGAAAGAAGAAGAACAAGAGCAAGAUUAUUUCAGGAAACGCUGAGUCAGCUGCACCUGCGCCAAUGGAAAAGAAGGAUGUCGGUGGGGAUCUUGAUGAUUUGGCUGCUCAGCUUGAGGGUGUGACCGUCAACGACACAAAGCCAGCUGAGCCAGAGUCGAUCGACAAACCCAAAGAAAAGGCAACAGCGGCAUCGGAAAACGCUUCCGAAAGCGAGGUCGAGGAUGAAGCCGAUGAAGCCGAUGAAGAAGAUGACGAAGAAGCGGACAACAGCGACGACGAUGAUGAUGAUGAUGAUAGCGGAGCCGUCGAAGGCCUCAAGGUUACUCUUCUACCUCAUCAAAUUGAUGGUGUCAAGUGGAUGUGCGACAAGGAGACUGGCCGACGUACCACCAAAGGAAUCUUCCCCAAGGGCGGAAUUCUUGCCGACGAUAUGGGUCUUGGUAAAACCGUCCAGGCCAUUGCCCUCCUUCUCAAGAAUCGCAAUUCCGAAACCGGCGAACACAGCAAGACAACUGACUCAUUUGAGAAGGACAAAGAGUCUGCAUCAUCAACUCCCGUCAGCAAGAGCACACUUGUUGUCGCUCCUUUGGCUCUCAUCAAGCAAUGGGAAGGCGAGAUUCUUGACAAAGUUGAGAAAUCUCACAAGCUCCGCGUUUGCGUCUACCACGGCACCAACCGAGCCAAGACGGCCCGCUCGCUAGACGACUACGACGUGGUGAUUACUACUUACGGCACUCUCACCUCGGAGUCUGCGACGGCUGCUUCAGACAAGAGCAAAAAGAACGGCAUUUUUGCUGUGCAUUGGUACCGCAUCAUUCUUGAUGAGGCUCACACUAUCAAGAAUCGCAACGCGAAGGCUACACAAGCUGCUUGUGCACUCGACGCCAGGUUCCGCUGGUGCUUGACAGGGACACCCAUGCAGAACAACCUUGAUGAACUGCAGAGUUUGAUCAAGUUCCUUCGGAUCAAGCCCUUUGACGACCUGGCUGCUUGGAGAGAUCAAAUUAGCCGGCCACUCGCCAACGGACGUGGUGGACUUGCCAUUCAGCGCCUGCGGGUCUACUUGAAGGCGUUCAUGAAACGCCGUACUAAGGAUGUCUUGAAAGGGAAUGAGGAGAAGGAUGCCGAGGGUUCGGAGGGACGCGAAAAGAAGCCCUCCAACGGUUUCAAGAUCGUCAAACGCGAGGUCAUCAGAGUGGACGCCGAAUUCAUGGAAGGAGAGAUGAACUUUUACAAGCGUCUGGAACAACGAACUGAAAACAGAUUGGAGCAGAUGAUGGACGGCUCCAAGGUUGACUACGCUGGGGCUUUGGUUCUCCUCUUGCGUCUGCGUCAAUCCUGCAACCACCCCGAUCUGGUCAAGAGUGAUUUGGCCGCCGACAAGGACGUCCUUUUGCAGAAUGGAAACUCGUCCAGUCAGUCGAAGGAAUCAAAGCCAAACGACCUGGAUGACGUGGCCGAUCUUUUCGGUGGCCUCAGUGUCAUGGCCAAGAAGUGUGACGUGUGCCAAACCGAGCUCAGCCAGGCCGAAGCCAAGAGUGGUGCUAGUCGCUGCAGUGAGUGCGAAAAGGACUUGAAUACCGACUUUAUGGGCAAGGAGAAGAAGAAACACAAAUCGAAGAAAGCACAUAAACACCGCAAAGAAGAUGCCGCGGAGCAACAACCUGCUCGGUCUCGGAGAAACCGACGAGUCGUCAUCGAUAGCGAUGAUGAAGACGAAGACGACGCCGAAUGGAUUGUCCCCGAAGACCAACGCAAGAUGCCCAGUCUUGGCAAAGCUGGCGGCUCUGACGAUGAAAAUGCCGAAGGCGGCGGAGAUUGGAUUGGCUCUGACGAUUCAGAAACGGACGACGAUGUUAUGGACUCUCCGUCCGGCAAGAAGUCCAAGCCCAUUGCCUUGAGUGACUCCGAAAAUGAAUCCGACACGGAUGAUGAUAUCUAUCAGAACCCCGAGGAGGGUGAGAACGGUGAACUGCCCUCGACCAAAGUUCGUCAUUUGAUGAAGAUUCUCCGCAAGGAGUCGGCGGAUUACAAAUUCAUUGUCUUCUCGGUCUUCACCUCAAUGCUUGACAAGAUUGAGCCUUUCCUGAAGCGUGCCAACAUUGGAUUUGCGCGUUACGAUGGUGGAAUGAGAAACGAUCACCGUGAAGCCAGUCUCAACCAACUGCGGAAUAACAGUGGUACUCGAGUGCUGCUCUGUAGUUUGCGUGCCGGUGCGCUGGGUCUCAACUUGACUGCUGCCAGUCGUGUCGUCAUUCUGGAGCCUUUCUGGAAUCCGUUCGUCGAGGAACAAGCCAUUGACCGAGUGCACCGUCUCAACCAAACAGUUGACGUCAAGAUCUACCGCAUGAUCAUCAAGGGCACAGUAGAGGAGCGAAUCGUCGACCUACAAGAUCGCAAGCGCGAGCUCGCCAAAAUGACGCUCGAGGGCAAGUCCGCCGCCGGCAAAUUAACCAUGGGCGAUAUGAUGGCCCUCUUCGGCCGAGACGCCGAGUCAAAAUUCCAAGACAAGCAGGAUACGCUAGACUUCAAGCCUACUGGGCUAUUGCGUGCGGUGGACGACCUCACCUCUGCUCCUUCUCCCCAACGAUCGGACUCGCGUGACCGGAAACGCUGGCUCCCGUCUGAUCGAUCGACGCCUGAGGAUUCGGUAUAUGGUCGACGUUGGUAA
Molecule: messenger RNA, 3480 nt
Organism: Penicillium cinerascens
Lineage: Eukaryota; Fungi; Ascomycota; Eurotiomycetes; Eurotiales; Aspergillaceae
Product: putative SNF2 family helicase/ATPase
Exons: 2
Coding region: 1-3480 (1159 amino acids)
Cellular component (GO): cytoplasm
Molecular function (GO): ATP-dependent chromatin remodeler activity; ATP binding
Source: RefSeq, a predicted model, not a curated record